Messenger RNA from Melospiza melodia melodia, 1419 nucleotides. Its product is annotated as zinc finger protein 420-like. The record is from RefSeq and is a predicted model, not a curated record. The annotation marks the transcript as partial. NCBI's taxonomy places the organism in Eukaryota, Metazoa, Chordata, Aves, Passeriformes, Passerellidae. The transcript is spliced from 2 exons.
CCCCACCAGUGCUUGGAAUGUGGGAAGAGUUUCGGCAGGAGCGACCACCUGCUCAUCCACCAGAGGACCCACACCGGGGAACGGCCCUAUGAGUGUAGGGAAUGUGGGAAGAGCUUCAGGAUCAGCUCCCACCUGAUUGUCCACCAGAGGAUCCACACCAAUGAACGGCCCCACAAGUGUGGGGAAUGUGGGAAGAGCUUCAGGAUCAACUCCAACCUGAUCGCCCACCAGAGGAUCCACGCCAAUGAACGGCCCUAUAAAUGUGGAGAAUGUGGGAAGGGCUUCAGGAGGAGCUCCAGCUUGAAACUCCACCAGAUGAUCCACACUGGGAUACGACCCUUUGUGUGUGGGGAGUGUGGGAAGGGCUUCCGUGACAGCUCCCGCCUGAUCAUCCACCAGACAAUGCACACUGGGGAGUGCCCCUACACGUGCUCAGAGUGUGGGAAGAGCUUCAUUGAGAACUCCAGCCUGAUUCUGCACCAGAGGAUCCACACUGGGGAGAGGCCCUACAAGUGCAGGGAAUGUGGGAAAAGCUUUAGGCAGAGCUGCCAUCUGAAUGCCCACCAGAGGAUCCACACUGGGGAGAGGCCCUAUAAGUGCAGGGAAUGUGGGAAAAGCUUCAUCGACCCCUCCGGCCUGAGUGUCCACCAGAGGAUCCACACUGGGGAGAGGCCUUACAGGUGUGGGGAAUGUGGGAAAAGCUUCAGUCAGAGCACUAGGCUGAUUCUGCACCAGACAAUCCACACCAGGGAGAGGCCUUACAGGUGUGGGGAAUGUGGGAAAAGCUUCAGUCAGAACUCUAGGCUGAUUGCCCACCAGAGAAUCCACACUGGGGAGAGAUCCGAUGAGUGUUCUGAGUGUGGGGAGAGCUUCAGGAUCAGCUCCCACCUGAUUGUCCACCAGAGGAUCCACACCAAUGAACGGCCCUAUAAAUGUGGAGAAUGUGGGAAGGGCUUCAGGAGGAGCUCCAGCUUGAAACUCCACCAGAUGAUCCACACUGGGAUACGACCCUUUGUGUGUGGGGAGUGUGGGAAGGGCUUCCGUGACAGCUGCCGCCUGAUCAUCCACCAGACAAUGCACACUGGGGAGUGCCCCUACACGUGCUCAGAGUGUGGGAAGAGCUUCAUUGAGAACUCCAGCCUGAUUCUGCACCAGAGGAUCCACACUGGGGAGAGGCCCUACAAGUGCAGGGAAUGUGGGAAAAGCUUUAGGCAGAGCUGCCAUCUGAAUGCCCACCAGAGGAUCCACACUGGGGAGAGGCCCUAUAAGUGCAGGGAAUGUGGGAAAAGCUUCAUCGACCCCUCCGGCCUGAGUGUCCACCAGAGGAUCCACACUGGGGAGAGGCCUUACAGGUGUGGGGAAUGUGGGAAAUGCUUCAGGCAGAACUCUAGGCUGAUUGCCCACCAGAGAAUCCACACU